This is a messenger RNA of Antechinus flavipes (yellow-footed antechinus), 4689 nucleotides long. It is a transcript of the gene DLG1, whose product is annotated as discs large MAGUK scaffold protein 1. Bases 547 to 3081 code for a protein of 844 amino acids. Gene Ontology annotation, molecular function: kinase binding. The transcript has 24 exons. Gene Ontology annotation, biological process: chemical synaptic transmission; neurotransmitter receptor localization to postsynaptic specialization membrane. The record is from RefSeq and is a predicted model, not a curated record. Lineage: Eukaryota; Metazoa; Chordata; Mammalia; Dasyuromorphia; Dasyuridae. Gene Ontology annotation, cellular component: neuron projection; postsynaptic density membrane; neuromuscular junction.
AAGAAAUGUUUGCUUGCAGUUGUUCCCUUUUACGCUGAGGUGUUUUGUUUGUUUUAAAUGCAGACUCUAGGUCAGGAGAAGCUGAUUUGAGAUCUCUGUGCCUCUCGGGAAAGCUCUCCCUCCAGUAUUUCAUCAAAUGCCUCCCCUUAACCCGAGUAUCCUAAGAAAUCCUGAAGCAAGAGGGUUUCAUGAAACAGCAUUGGUGGCUGCCUUUAACUACUUUGGAAUAAACUCUGGCAUAUCGCACGGGGUUUUUUGGUGGAAUAAUUUUAAAUUAUUUAGGUACAGAUAAAACAAGUGAACAUUCAAGGAGGUUUUUUAGGGAACUCAUCCAUCCACUUGGAUUUCUACUGCUAUUUAAAGAAAUUGUUACUGGCUUUCAGGCCGGGUUUUCUUAGCCACCUUUCCUUCACUCCUAUGACAGUUCUUUCGCUUUCCUUAAGCUUUAGUGAAGUGAGGUAAGAAAAGACGGCUGAUUAAUUUCCUUCAAGCAACUUUUUCAGUCCGCGGCUUUAAUGCCCCGUACUUUGCUGUUAUGGUGGCAGAAUGGAUUGCCUGUGCAUUCUAACCACAAAGAAAUAUAGAUAUCAAGAUGAAGAUACUCCUCCCCAAGAACACAGCUCUCCAAACAUUACCAAUGAGGUGACAGGCCCUGAACUGGUUCAUGUCUCGGAGAAAAAUCUGUCAGAGAUAGAAAAUGUCCAUGGAUUUGUUUCCCAUUCUCAUAUUUCACCAGUGAAGCCAACAGAAGCCGCACCUCCCUCUCCUCCCAUUGUCCCUGUGAUCCCUGUCCUGCCCGUCUCUGCUGAGAAUACUGUCAUCCUGCCCACAACACCACAGGCAAAUCCUCCUCCAGUGCUGGUCAACACAGAGAACUUAGAGACUUCACCAUAUGUCAAUGGAACAGAUGCAGAUUAUGAAUAUGAAGAAAUCACACUGGAACGGGGCAAUUCGGGGCUUGGUUUUAGCAUCGCAGGGGGCACCGAUAACCCCCACAUUGGCGACGACUCGAGUAUUUUCAUUACAAAAAUCAUUGCCGGGGGAGCAGCGGCACAGGAUGGACGACUGCGCGUUAACGACUGUAUUUUGCGAGUAAAUGAAGUUGACGUCCGGGAUGUGACACACAGCAAAGCAGUGGAAGCCUUGAAGGAAGCGGGUUCCAUCGUGCGUCUGUACGUCAAGCGACGGAAGCCAGUGACGGAGAAGACAGUGGAGAUCAAGCUGGUGAAAGGCCCCAAAGCAGGUCUUGGGUUCAGUAUAGCUGGUGGAGUCGGGAACCAGCAUAUUCCUGGGGAUAACAGCAUCUAUGUCACCAAGAUUAUUGAAGGGGGAGCAGCCCAUAAAGAUGGCAAACUUCAGAUUGGAGAUAAACUUUUAGCGGUGAAUAGUGUCUGCUUAGAAGAAGUGACUCAUGAAGAAGCCGUGACAGCCUUAAAGAACACGUCUGACUUUGUCUACCUGAGAGUAGCAAAACCUACCAGUAUGUACAUGAACGAUGGCUGCGUUCCUCCUGAUGUCACCAACUCUUAUUCUCAACCUGUGGAUAACCACAUUAGUCCACCUGCUUAUUUGGGCCAAACACCAGCAUCACCAGCCAGAUACUCCCCAGUUCCCAAAGGGAUGCCUGGAGAUGAUGAAAUUACAAGGGAACCAAGGAAAGUCGUUCUUCAUCGUGGCUCAACUGGCCUCGGUUUCAACAUUGUAGGAGGGGAAGAUGGAGAGGGAAUAUUUAUUUCCUUUAUUCUUGCUGGAGGGCCUGCCGAUCUUAGUGGAGAACUCCGGAAAGGAGACCGGAUCAUAUCGGUGAAUAGCGUCGACCUCCGAGCAGCUACUCACGAACAGGCGGCAGCGGCCCUGAAGAACGCUGGUCAGGCCGUCACCAUCGUGGCCCAGUAUCGGCCUGAAGAGUACAGUCGUUUUGAAGCAAAGAUCCAUGACUUACGGGAACAAAUGAUGAACAGCAGCAUCAGCUCGGGCUCGGGUUCCCUUCGGACCAGCCAGAAGCGCUCCCUCUACGUCAGAGCCCUGUUUGAUUAUGAUAAGACAAAAGACAGCGGCCUUCCCAGUCAAGGGCUGAAUUUCAAGUUUGGGGACAUCCUUCAUGUCAUCAACGCCUCUGACGACGAAUGGUGGCAAGCGAGGCAGGUGACGCCAGACGGCGAGAGCGACGAAGUCGGUGUGAUUCCCAGUAAACGGAGAGUUGAGAAGAAAGAACGAGCCCGGUUAAAAACAGUGAAAUUUAAUUCUAAAACAAGAGGAGAUAAAGGGCAGUCACUCAAUGGCAAGCGUAAAAAGAACCUCUUUCCCCGAAAGUUCCCCUUCUACAAGAGCAAGGACCAGAGUGAGCAGGAAACCAGUGACCUUGACCAGCAUGUGACUUCUAAUGCCAGCGAUAGUGAAAGUAGUUACCUAAUCUUGAUUGCAGAUGAGUAUGGUUGUUCACAAGGUGGUCAAGAAGAAUACGUCCUGUCCUAUGAGCCUGUGAAUCAGCAAGAAGUUAAUUACACUCGACCUGUGAUCGUCUUGGGACCCAUGAAAGACAGGAUCAAUGAUGACCUGAUCUCCGAAUUCCCGGAUAAGUUUGGCUCCUGCGUUCCCCAUACCACCAGACCAAAGCGAGACUAUGAAGUGGACGGUAGAGACUACCACUUUGUGACCUCGAGGGAACAGAUGGAAAAGGACAUCCAAGACCACAAGUUCAUCGAGGCCGGGCAGUACAACGGCCACCUCUAUGGAACCAGCGUGCAGUCUGUGCGCGAGGUUGCUGAGAAGGGCAAACACUGCAUUCUGGACGUCUCAGGAAACGCCAUCAAGAGGCUGCAGAUUGCGCAGCUCUACCCCAUCUCUGUGUUCAUCAAACCCAAAUCUGUGGAGAAUAUCAUGGAAAUGAAUAAGCGUCUGACGGAGGAACAAGCCCGGAAGACCUUUGAGAGAGCCGUGAAACUGGAACAGGAGUUUACAGAGCAUUUCACAGCUAUCGUGCAGGGAGACACACUGGAAGACAUUUACAACCAAGUGAAGCAGAUCAUCGAGGAGCAGGCCGGCCCCUCCAUCUGGGUGCCAGCGAAGGAGAAGCUGUGAGGGGGGCUUCAGACCGGCCCCACCCCGGGCUGCCCUCAGGCCGAGCUGCCGGGCCCGCCCUGCGGAGCCCGCCCUUUUCUGAAGCAUCUAAGCCUUUUUGUUCACUCCUUUGUAUUCGUGUAUUACUGUUGGUCUGCCGCCAUUUUUCUGAACUGAAGAGGGAAUGGCCUGACCAGCUAUUAAGGGUUUGGGGGGACGGGGAAACUGUGGCAAAUUCCUUAAUGUUUAAGGGAAAGUAACUUUCAGAGAUUUUCAGAAAAGCUUUAUAUACAGUCUUUUAAAAUUUCAUAACAAAUGAAAGAAAAACGGUCUUAAUCAAUGAUUUAGUCAAUUGUGAGCAACUUUGCACGCCUACUUUAAUAGCAUGGUUUGGCCAGUGUCGUUUUCAAGGUUUUUCUUCUUCCAAAUUUGACGACUGAUUUAUCAGAGCAAAGAGUUUUUGUUUGUUUUUCAGGCAGUUAAGGAAAAUCUCUGCUUUUGUUUGUUCUCUUUAAUUUCAAAAUUAAUGUCUGCAUUAACUUUCAUAGUUUCACAAGGGAAUAUUCGUUUUCUUAAGGGUUGCUUUACUUUUAAGUCGUCUUGUCUUUUUUUCCUUUUUUCCCCACCUUCUUUUCUUCCCUGAUACAAUUGCUAGGAAUAACGACGUUCAAUGUUUUUAAUCUUGCUCGUUCAGCACUAUAUACAGUGUCUUACAACUGUUGUUUAUAGCUAAGGAUCAUCCCAUUUUCUGAAUCGAGACCACGUUUAGGUGCUAGGAAAGCUUGCCCUUUCACCCAGAGUUGACGAGUUUAUGGGCAUGGAUUCUGACAAAGCCGAGCCGACCGGACUGUAGCGUCAUGGCCGUCCUUGGGGCUGUGGCCAGGGAACCCGGUUCAGAAAAUGACAAGUGUAUUCUUUGGGGUCAGAUUUUAACGAGUAUUUUACCCACGAUAACUGCCUAUUUUGUUAUAAUAAUAAAAUAUAUAUAUAUUAAACUUUCUUUAACUAAAACUCUGUAACUAUGGGAACUAUUUUCUUUACAUAGUUGCGCACACACACACAUAUAUAAAUAUAUAUAUAUAUUUAAAAAAUAUAUAUUUUUCUUUUACCACCUAUUCCUAACUUUUUGUUUGGUUUUGAAAAGAAAUAUUAAUUAGAAUUGAUCUUCCUUAAUCAUGUGAAAUGCAAACAGAGGGAUAUAUGGUUGUUGGGGGAAAUCUUUAGAAGGAAAUGAGUUGUAAGAAAAUGGUAUGAACACAUUCUCCUCCUUUCUACACAAAGUCCCAGUUACUUGGCUUCUGCUCGCCCCAGGCCUCCCUUCCCCGAGAGGGAGAAGUCGCCCCAGAGCCUCAGCUCGGUGCGCCCCGGCCCUGCCCCUGGGGUCCGCACCAGUCACUCAUCUUCUUCCACCUCCGAGACUGCUUCAGGAGCAAAUUUCUCUGAUCCUUCCUGCGGAUCUGGUCUGGUAGCCGCCCAUCGCUUGUUUGGAGUUUGAUUGUUUAUUAAAUCUGUGUUUACCAAAAACUUCGUUUCUUCUCAGUCGUAUGAGAGCUGGUUUAUGAAGAGUGAUCCAUAUCCAUUCCAUUUGUCAGAAAGGGGAGAACGGCUAAUAAACUUUAUUGUACAACC